AUGUCCGGGCCACCUGCCAUACCACCUGCGUCGCUGAAAGACCACGAUGCCUGUCCAAGAGCUGGUCCAAGUCCUAAGACCAUUCGUGUGGGCCGAGCGUGGGGCGGUGCGCGCGCGCGGGUGCGCCGCGGGAAGCGUGAUGCGCAGGGGCGCGCGCGUAGCCUGCGGCGCGUCGCUCGCGCCCGCGCCCGCUCCCGCUCUCGUCCCAGCUCGGUGCGCGUGAUGCGCGCGGACCGCGCCGCGCUGUACGCGUGGCUCGUCUGCUGCGCCGCCGCGCUCCCCUCCCACAAGUACAGUACGCGCGUCGUGCGCACCAAGUACGGCCCGCUGCGCGGCAUCGUUGUGCACUCGCACCCACAGGUGGAGGCCUACCUCGGUGUGCCGUACGCCACGCCACCUCUCGGCAGUCUCAGAUAUAUGCCGCCGGUGACGCCAUCACAGUGGCGGACGACGCGCCUUGCGGACGCCAUGGGGCCGGCCUGCCCUCAGUCUCCUCCUGCAGCUUCGCCCCACGACGAUGCAUUAUUGAUACACCCUCGUGCGAGGAUCCGACAAUUGGAACGAUUACUGCCAAUGCUCGUUAAUCAGAGCGAAGACUGCCUCUAUGUCAAUCUUUAUGUUCCUACGAAUGGAGCGGAAGAAGGAAUUGAAGGUGAUGGUCUACCGUGCCUAGUUUUUGUACACGGAGAAUCGUAUGAAUGGAACUCAGGAAAUGCCUACGAUGGUACGACGCUGGCUGCGCAUGGAAAUAUCAUCGUAGUUACUAUCAACUUCAGGCUGGGUGUAUUGGGUUUUUUAAAAACUGGUGCUAAAGGAUCAGCACAGGGUAAUUUUGGCCUUAUGGACCUAGUCGCGGGUCUCCACUGGUUAAGAGAAAACUUACCCGCAUUCGGGGGAAACCCAGAGCGUGUCACGGUUAUGGGGCAUGGAACUGGCGCUGCACUUGCCAACUUCCUCUCCGUCUCACCAGUGGCCAGAGAACUACUGAAGCGCGUCAUCUUGUUAAGCGGGUCGGGGUUGAGCUCUUGGGCUCUGCAGAGGGAACCGCUCACGAUAAAAAGAAAGGUGGCAGAGCAGACUGGUUGCCAUGGAGAUUUGCUGGAAGAUGAUUUAGCCCCUUGCCUUCGAAAACUUCCUCUAGCUGAACUUCUUGCAGUGCGCCUCGAUCCACCACGCUUUUUACCUGGUUUCGCACCAUUUGUCGACGGAACUGUUAUUGUAAAUCCAUCUUCGGCUCCCCCUUCGACGGAUAGUACAAGGCUAGGUGCAGGGGCCGCGGCGGUGGCUAACGCAGCCGGUCACGAGUUAGCAGAUUUUUCUCAUAGGGAACUCCUAUUUGGGCUUACAACGACAGAAUCUUACUUGGAAUUCAAUGCUCAAGACUUGGAAUUCGGUUUCAACGAAAGUCGACGGGACCGCAUUCUUCGUACAUUUGUCCGUAACGCCUACUAUUAUCAUCUUAAUGAAAUUUAUUCCACUUUGAAAAACGAGUAUACGGAUUGGGACAAGCCUGUGCAAAACCCUCUCAGUGUUAGAGAUGCUACUCUUGAGAUUCUUAGUGAUGGUAGAACGGCAGCUCCUUUAAUAAGACUCGGUUAUCUGCACGCACUCAGAGGUGGUACAACCUACUUUACGCACUUUCAUCAUCUUUCUCAAGAAAAGGACUAUCCGCAGCGGCCGGGAUCCGUACACGGAGAAGAAUUACCAUAUUACUUAGGUGUGCCGCUGGCUCAAUUUCAUCAUCAACAGAACUUUACGCAGCAGGAACAACGAGUCUCAAGGAUUUGCAUGCAUUACAUUUCUAAUUUUGUGCGGCACGGCAAUCCAAAUGACCCGUCGGCUACUCCUCCUCCAAGUACGUUGUUGGGUGAAACGCCGCAUCUUGGUCCAGAUCAAAUGCUUUAUUGGGACACAUAUGAUACAAUCAAUCAGCUUUAUAUGGAAAUAAGUGGUAAGCCGGAGAUGCGGAAUCAUUAUCGAGGCCAUAAGAUGUCACUGUGGCUGUCGCUUAUACCGCAACUGCAUCGUCCCGGGUCUGAUAUGCCUGAUGCAGCUAUGCGACACCAUCACUUUCAAGAUGACAAUGCUAAUUAUUAUGAAGGAGCAGUCAGACCACAGUCUAUGUCUAGAGCUCAUGUACCACACGUUGUCAGUAUCGAUAAUCCUGCGCGUGGCGAAGGUCGCAGUACAGUUAAUCCUCGUUCUGGAAUGCCUAAACCAUCACCAGCUCCAACAGUUAUUUCUACAGAGUGCCCACCUAAUACAACGGUUACCCCCUUGCAACCUGAUGAUGCACUUCUUCGUCGUCUUGCAUCCUCUCAUUAUCAGUCUUACACUGCUGCACUAACGAUUGCGGAGAACCAACGUUUGGAGAGUAUAGCUGUUAUGACGAAAAGCAUCGAGCUGCCCGUAAUUCUUUACCAGAUGUCAGUG
Messenger RNA from Iphiclides podalirius (scarce swallowtail), 2433 nucleotides. Lineage: Eukaryota; Metazoa; Arthropoda; Insecta; Lepidoptera; Papilionidae. The record is from the annotation of a GenBank genome assembly.